This is a messenger RNA of Recurvomyces mirabilis, 1200 nucleotides long. RefSeq lists its product as uncharacterized. The transcript has 3 exons. Gene Ontology annotation, molecular function: calcium ion binding; phosphatidylethanolamine binding; phosphatidylcholine binding. The coding region runs from base 1 to 1200 and encodes 399 amino acids. Gene Ontology annotation, cellular component: endoplasmic reticulum membrane; extrinsic component of cytoplasmic side of plasma membrane. The record is from RefSeq and is a predicted model, not a curated record. NCBI's taxonomy places the organism in Eukaryota, Fungi, Ascomycota, Dothideomycetes, Mycosphaerellales, Teratosphaeriaceae.
AUGUUGCCAAAGAUGCUGGCCUCUCUCCACUUCACCAAGGUUGAUCUGGGUGACGUCCCAAUUCAGGUGUCGAAUGUGCUUGCCACCAAGACUGCUACCCGUGGCAUCAAACUGGAUAUGGAUGUCCUAUGGUCGGGCAAUUGUGAUAUCCAGCUGGACGGAAACAUGAUUCCACAGCUGGACUUCACCGGAGCAGCCAACGUUGCAGAUUUCUCCCUCAUCGACAAAUCCGUCCGGAACGUCAUUCUCAGCGUCAUCAACAGCAUGCUCACCCUGCCCAAUCGACUCUACAUCAAGAUGGACGUCAACAACGACUACUUCCUAUCAUAUCUCGAGCCUCUAGGCGUCAUCCGCAUAACAGUCGACAAAGCUUAUGGCUUUGCUGAAGAAGCAAAGGGCAAGGUUAAGCACUUCUUCUCCAAGAUCACUCGCGCGGCUCCAGACUGCUACGUCAAAGUCGAGGUUGGUGCUGAGCCGGAGUGGAAGACGACGAUCAAGAACAAUACCACAAACCCAAUAUGGAACGAAACACACGACUUCGUGGUCUCUGAUUAUGACCAGUGCAUCAAGCUCGAUGUUGAGGACCAGGAUGUCGGCGGCGAUGACGAAGUCGGUCUCGGUGCCACCACAGUCGAGGAGAUUCUUCGAUCUGGAGGCCGCAAAGAACUCUCCCUCCUCCGCAAAGGCGAACAGAGUGAGGGAAAAGUUGCUCUCACCGCGCAGUUUUUCAAGUUCGAACCCGAUGUCACAAGCUUCUCUGCGCCUGACCACAACGCUGCGGGUCAGGUAUGCGGUGUAGCUGUCGUACUUAUCGCCGGCGCCUCUGGUAUCAAGGGACAGCGCGAGCAGCUCCAUCCAAGUGUCAAAGUCACCUUGGGCCAAAAGCAUCAUUUUCAGACUGCUAUCUUGGCCGAUGCGCCGGGUUCCGAUAUCAGCAACCCAGCCUUCGAUUCGAACUUUCGCAUCCCCAUCACUAGCGAUAUGGUCGGUGCUGGCGCGGAGAGCUUCCGGAUUACACUGUUUGAUAAGGAGACAGAGAUUGGGGCUGUGGAGGUACCCUUCACAGAUGUGGUGAAGGCUCCGAAUAUGAUCUUGCAGAACAAGUUCGAUGUUGGUAAUGGGACGUUCGUACGUGCUAGCGUCAUGUUGAGAGGCUUGCGAGCGGCUGCUAUCGAGGAGCUUGAAUCUCGCGGGAAGUAG